CAUCAAUUCAAUACAUAAUUCCGACCGACCUCGAACCUUAGCACACUUUGAGAGUGUUGCACAAAACACUCACUCGAAGCGAUUGCCUAUACCCUAAUACCGAACCUAUUGGCGAAUGGGACACUCCUAAGUAUUGGCUUGGGGCCAUACACUACCGCCCGUAGGGUUCAACCAUAGGAGGAGUUGUUGGGGUAGUGGCAGUGAAUAUGGCCGAUUUCGAUAGAAAUGUGCUGGAGUUCUACCAGCUGUCCACACCGUUCCCCACAGAAUGGCCAGCCGAAAAGGACAAGAGCGACGAUUCGGACAGCGAGCUUGAACAGAAGAAGCAAAAGAUCAAUCGCCGAAAAUCACGAUAUCAAGCACUUGAACGAGCUGUCAGCAAUAGGGCCAGUAUAGUCCAAGGAUCGGAGAAGUCGGCUAAUGGCGUGAGCAAUUUGGUUCAGAAGGACGAACCCGACCCAUUGGGAACAUCUGAAAGUGUUGUGAGAUCUCUAGGACGAUUAGGUGUACCGGUUCAAGAUGAUGUCCGUUUACGAAAUCGGUUCCUCUUAUCUUCAACGAGCUUCUCUCCUGCCCUAUUCCUCUCCCAGAUGCAUGCGACCGCUGAUACCCAAUCCUUGCUAAACGGUCUUGACGUCCUAUCCAAAUCGAUUGACCAGAAGUCCGCAUCAUUGAAGGUCUUGGUCGAAUCUAACUUUGAGAGAUUCGUCCGAGCUAAGGCUACAAUUGAUAAUGUCUACAGGGAGAUGAAGUAUAGGGGCGCUGAGCCACCAUCCCCGGGCCGCGCUCGUGGACAUUCGCGACAUGCUAGUAAGAGUAGUUUCAGGAAUAGCAGCGGAGGCGCGGCGCUCGGAACAAACCCAUUAUCAUCCCCUCUACCGAACGAUACUCGAAAGAAGAAUGCACUUGUCAAAGAGAGUGACUAUGGAGUCAUGGGUAUCAAGACGCCUCUAUUAGAUGUUGCUGCCAAGGCCGAAGAUGUUUGGGGCCCCGCGCUUGGUGGUAGGGAGAAAGAGGAGAAUCUUAAGACCGUAUCGACGUCACUUGAUCGGUAUAAGGAAUAUAUUGAGGCUAGUUCCAACAUCGCCGACAGCAUUAAGAGAAAGGAUUAUGAAGCAUUGGUAGAGGAAUAUAGUCGUGCUCGAAGAUUUGCGGAUGACGCACGCAAACUUGUCGAGGCUCUAGGCUCAACUCCUCCGAGUGAGACGCAAACCUACCAAAUUCUCCUUGCGGCUCGGAUGUGGUACGAUGUUGAGGAGCAAAUCCAACUUUUCAAACGCGAAGUAUGGAGGAAGCUUACAUCGCUACACACAGUAUCUAGGACGGAAUCAUUCGCUGCGCAACCACAAGAUCAACAUAUGGAGUUGAUUGGUCUACUGCUCGAACUAGGUGUCGACGACAAUCCAAUAUGGGUGUGGCUCUUGAGCAAAUACGACUACUUGAAGGGCAAGAUUGCAACCGCUGGAGAACGGGCAAAAGUCGAGAUUGAAGUGCUUCGGCGUCGUCUGGCGAAUGCGGAAAAACCAGCGCCUCAGAUGAUGGCCUCAUAUCUAAAGAAUCUAAGUCGACAAGCCGUCGAAAGCAGAGCUACUGGGUUGGACUCUCCUGAUGUCAUCGAAUUAUGGGAGAAGAUGCUAGCCUUUUUGUCAGGUCUUUUAUCUGCCCAAGGUAUCUUGGGGGAGGUUGUAGACUUCUGGCAGACCGUUGAUGGAUUUAUUGACGGCAAGGCGCAAAAGUCAUUACCUACCGGUUAUAAUGGCGAGUCACGCGAUCACCACCGGCUUUCUCAGCAGGGAACAGUCGAUUUACAAAAAGGGACUAUUGAGCUAGUUGAUAUGAUUCGUGCACAUGUUUUUGAGUUCUUCGCUGGUGCUCCCCCUGAAGAUAUUUCGCUUCUCUUCUCACCGUUACCACCCUCACCUGGUACACCCAUGUCAGCGGGAUUAUCGCCUACAAAUGUGAGAGAUCCUCGCUUCAACUUCGAUGCGAAUAAUCUCCCCCCGCCGUCCCCUAAAAGAGGCGAGACAUGGGAGAAAUUCGCAUUCUGGCCUCCGACGUCUAAUUCUGUCAGUGGCGUUCACUACCUGUCUAAGAUGCUUACUUUGGUUGGUUCGGGCGCAUCAGAAAUGGCAAGCAUAGCUCCUGUGAAGCAGGGUGAUGCGAAACAAGUAGACAUGCUAAAAAAUGUGGUUGGUGCUGCCCGCGAGAGAUGUGUCUCAGCAUUAUGUGCCGCUUGGAAUAAAGAUGCCGAGAACAUUAAGUAUGUCGAGGACUGGAAGCGCACCAAGGAGAUGGGAGAUGUUACGCGCAUGCCAGCAAGCUUCGCUGCCUUCGAAGGCGCGUUGCUUUCCGGGAUGCAAAAGAUAUUGUAUAUUCCAGAGGCCAUGGCUAAAGUAGGCUCGGCUGAUAUUGUCUCUGCUCCGCCGGCGAAGCAGUUGCAAUCGGUAAGGAGUCAAUAUGUCACGACGCUCUACAAGGCGCUUAGCGGAAUGGUGGAGAACGCGGAACGAGCCGUUAAGAAAGCGGAUGACGAGUGGACCACUGAUGCGGAUCUAACCGUUAGUUCUGUGAGCGAUAGAAUGUCUUUGGGUGUGGACUCGGGGGCUGUUGAUGCUGGUGAUAGGAAUGUCCGUAUGCUCUUAACUCUUGGCAACCUUCACGCAUUGCGCACAAAAGUAGUGCCCAACUUGAAUGGCCAAUUCGAGAAUGCCUUCUCUGUAAAACUCACCGAUGAGUCUAAGACUAUUAAGGAUGUGCUUGGCCAAAUUGACGCCCGUCUCUUCCAAACAUAUACCCGUCCUUCCUUAGAUACCCUUCGAAAGAUCAUCCGCGCUGGGGUUGCCGAUCCUAAAUGGGCUCCUCCCAAACCUUCAGAAGUCAAGCCAUAUGUCUACGAGGCCCUACUCACCCUCGUGCUAGUCCACACACAAGUUUCUACGACAGCGCCAAGCAUGACACAUCAAGUAAUAUCAUACCUGCUUGAGCAAAUCAGCCGCGAGCUUUUGGAAUGCUUUAAAGCGCGUCCCAAAUUUGACCUCGGAGCACUCAUGCAAGCGACGUUAGAUGUCGAGUUUUUUGCACAGACACUAAGCCAAUACACGACGGAGCGCGCAUCAAGCAUCCAGGGUGAAAUUUACUCAAUGCUCGACUCCAAAACAGAUAAUCAAGCUCGCGCCCGCCUACAGGACGAGCUUCCCGGUAUGCGUGAAGUCCUCAAGAAGCUUAGAGAGCAAUCGAGGAGCGAAUUUGCAUGCUUUAAACGACCCCGGAGAACGGCCGGUGGGGCUAGCGUGUCUUCCCUAGGACAGGUGCCGACGCUGGAGAGGACGGCCACGGGCUAGGCGUUCGUGCGUCGUCUGAGAGAUGGCUCGGCUAGAGUAACGGGUGUGUGGGCUAGAGAAGGAUUUGUUCCCGCUAAGGCGCCGAUACAGCGUCCGCUAUUGCCUGGCGAUGAUGCGUAUGUGCUUGAGUUUAGGCUCAGGGCGGUGAAGGUGGGGGGUGUGAGGACUUCCGGGAGUUCGGGGGAGUUGAGGGGAUGAAUUUAAGGACUGAGAAAUGAGAAGUUAGAAAUGUUAAUAGUCUAGGUGGUACAAAUGAAGUAGCAUUGUAAUGCGCUAUAUCAACUUUUGAUCAUUAAAUUGUAUAAUUUUAUGUGAUUACUAGACUGGCUAUUCUACUUGACUAUUAUAACAGGUUUGCAGAAUUGAUGAUGAAUUAUGGAAGUCUUGAAAAGGAAAUAUAUAUAUUUAUUACUUAAAUGAUAGA
This is a messenger RNA of Hypoxylon trugodes, 3765 nucleotides long. RefSeq names its product exocyst complex component Sec5-domain-containing protein. The transcript is spliced from 3 exons. Gene Ontology annotation, biological process: exocytosis; Golgi to plasma membrane transport. Lineage: Eukaryota; Fungi; Ascomycota; Sordariomycetes; Xylariales; Hypoxylaceae. Gene Ontology annotation, cellular component: exocyst. The record is from RefSeq and is a predicted model, not a curated record. Bases 207 to 3341 code for a protein of 1044 amino acids.